This is a messenger RNA of Mus musculus (house mouse), 2688 nucleotides long. RefSeq names its product predicted gene 5373. The record is from RefSeq and is a predicted model, not a curated record. The transcript has 10 exons. NCBI's taxonomy places the organism in Eukaryota, Metazoa, Chordata, Mammalia, Rodentia, Muridae. The coding region runs from base 1687 to 2673 and encodes 328 amino acids.
UUUCUUCUCAAAGAUAAAAAUGUUUUUAAAACAGAGUGAUGGGUGCAUAAUUUUAAUGACAUACUAAGAAAGCACUACUAGAUUGUAUACUUUCAAAGAAUGAACUUAGUACAUAAGUGUAUUACAUACCUGUAAACCCAUUAUUAUUGAAAGAUAAAUUAUGUUUAUUUCAUGUGUAUGUAUAUCUUGCCUACAUGUAUGUGUGUUCACUGUGUGCAUGUCUGGGCCUGUGACAAUGCAAGAGGAUUUGGAUAGCCUAUAAUUGGCUUUGAAGAUGGUUGUGAGCUGCCUUGUAGGUGUUAUUGUAGGUUGCAGGGUUUGUAGCUGACAGAUAUUGAGGAUUUCCUUUGUCCUCCAGUAGCAACAGGUUUCCUUCCAAUCUUAUGAACUCUGGUUAGUAGGGUGGAGAGUUUAGUUAAACCCAGCUCAACCUAUUGCACUAUGAUGACAGAAAGGUUACCUUCAGAAAUCAGUCCUAAACAUCAGAUUGUGUAGACCAUCCAACAGUCUUGGCACUAGCCUGUGCUGAUAGUUGAGGCUUUAUGUAGGACCCUUUGGUUAAUGACUCAACAGGUUGCAACCCAUUCCUCUUACUGGAGGUGUAACUUGGUGGCACAGGAUGUGUAGUUGGAGCCUUGUCUCCUCUGUCAGUUUUUGGCUCCAUAAGGAUCCCUUGCAUAAAUGUAUAGAAGGCUGCUAGAGUAGCCGAUUUCCAUAUAGCUUUUCAAAGGGCCUUUAGUGUUUGUGGUCCCUCCCCUUAUUUCCUACUUUACCUAGGCCUGCAUGCCAGGGCUGUGGGUGCUUACAUAACCGAAGGAAACGGACCCUCUACAUUAUCAGGUAGGAAUCCCUGGGCAGCCAACAUGGGUGACCUGGAUACAAUGGAGAGACUCAACUCCAGUCAAUAUCAUGUUGAUGAAUAGGAGGGGCAGGUAACGGAGCCUGAAAGAGGUGAGGGCAGUGGAAGGGUGUACCCCAUGCCUCUACCUUUCUCUCCCAAUUGCCUAUUAAACCCUCCUGUUCUAGCUUUUCUUUCUCUCUUUAUAACACUAUACACUACUUCCUCUUCCUUGGGAGAUAGCAUUCUCCCACUGGUUUCUUACAAGAUAGUAAUCCUGUGUGGUUAUUUAGAUUGUAGAUCUCAUUUCAGAUCCUUGAACACUAACAUCCUUAAAAGAGGCCACAUAACAUAUUUGUGGUGUUGGGUCUGGGUUUGGCAACACAGGAUGAUCAUUUUUGCCCCAUCAGGCCAGUUAGGUCCACAUAUUGGCAGGGCUGCAGGGUUGCAAAGGAUCUGAACCAUCACCUAACUCCCCUCAGUAUUCCCUUUGAAAGCCAUGCACGAAGAUCUAGUGCAGAGUCAAAACUGACAGUGCUUUGCCCAGGAGGGUGGGCUCCUGCCACCACAGUCUGAGGCAGCCAUGCAUAGAGCAUAAGCAUAGCACCAUUGUGUGCUCAGAGCAUGUCACUGUGGUUAUGCUAGCAGAGCUGUACUGCUGCUACGUGCUGAAGUACAGUUCACUUCACAGUGAACUGGCUGUGCUCUCCUGCUUUUUACUUGCAAGACUUGCCUUUUUUUGUUAUUGUUUUCUUUCUUUCUUUAAUUAUAGAAUUUUGGAGGCAGUGAUCAGCUAAAGGGAAGGGAAGAGAGGGAAGAGGGUUCGUGGGCGGCCCUAGGCUCCAAUAAUGGAGGAAGUCCUCAAUGAUGACACCCAGACAGUAAAUAUUCGCAGAAGGGGACGCUGGUACACCCGCCUGUGGCAUUCAUGUCUGGGCCUUAGAUGCAUGCAUCCUCAAAAAAAAAAGAAAUUUCGUCUCCACUGGAUUGGCUAUGAUCCUAUAGGUCCAUUACAACGAGCAGCUAGUAUGGGUGACCUGGAUACAGUGGAAAGAUUAAUCCACUCCAGUCAACAUCAUGUGGAUGAAUCUGAUAGAAGAAACAGGACGUCACUCCAUUAUGCAUGUGCCCACAACCAUCCAGACGUGGUGGCACUAUUAUUAGAAAAUAAUUCCAGCAUUGAUAUCCUGGAUGAUGCAGGCUGUACACCCUUGAUUAAGGCCACCCAACGAGACAAUGUGGAUUGUGUUUCUGUAUUGCUCACCCACAAUGCGGAUCCAAAUCUGAUAGAUUUCAGUGGGAACACAGCCUUCCACCAUGCUGCAUCCAGGGGUAACAUAAGUAUUGUAAAAAUGCUCCUUGAGCACAACGUAGACAUUGAAGCCAAAACAGAGUAUGGCAUGACACCGUUGCAACUUGCAGAAUUUGAAGAGAAACCUGAAAUGGUAGAAUUUUUAGCAGCGAAGUGUGCAAAAAGCACUGGAUCAUCAGCUCAGAGAACUGAAGUGAAGCAUGUCAGGUUUAAUGAAGAAGUCUUAUAUUUUGAAGAGGAAAGGCCUUUGUCCUGUGGAGCAAGACCACCAGGACAGCUUAAAUCCAUCUUGAAAAACUCUGUCCAGUAUAAUACAGUUACUGAGAAAAUUACUAGAAGAACAUCACUUGGUUUCCUGAAUUCCAAGAAUGGUUUGUACAGGUGUUCAAAAGCAGAAGAUGUCAGGUAUACUUCCUGUAUCAAGACUGAGAAGAAAUUGUGGAUAUUUAGCAAUUAUGUUCAUCAAAUUUGCCUUAUGAAGAGAUUAGAGCAUUUUCUAUUUGAUUCUUAUAAGGGUAUGUAGAAAGAUCUUCAUCUA